UCGCCCCCGGCUGCGUCGUCACCAACACCGACCACGCCGACGCGCUCGCCGACUGCCGUCGCUUCGAGGACGCGCAGAAGGAGUUUCUCCGCAUGCUCGACACGGUCGCGAACAACGACCAAGCCGACCCGGCGCUGUACAACGUGGUGUACGACAUGAGCGGGGAGCCGGGGACUCGAGCAGCAAGGAGAGAAGGCGCGAUGCCGUGAAGAGCGCCAGCAUCUCGAUGGAGCGCUUCGCGGAAAGAAUCAACCACAGGAUUCUGCCAUUGGAGGCCGCCAAGUUGCUGGACGCCAGCAAUCUCGGCGGGCCUGCCGCCGAUGAAGCGCGGGACCGUGCAAAGCUUCUCGCCGAGACCUACCCCUACUCGCCGCGCGCCCAGCUACUCCGCGCGUACAUCGACUUGGCACCAGUCCGUGCCCUCGAUCCGGCAAUGGACAAGAAGCAGCUUCUGCGCCGCGCGCUCACCACCGUGUCUCAAGCGGCAGAAAACUUCGACCACUCGCUCAUGGUUGCCUUGUUCCACGCCAAGCUCUUAUUCGUCCUGGAUAACUUUGAUGCUGCGGAGAGAGAGUGCCGCCGGGCAGUUCGCAUCGAGACGCCGAAUGACCCCAAGUGGGAUGACAUACCUCCCAUGGCUGCUCUUGGGGCAGAUUCUGAUGCCAGAGUAUCUUAUGUCAAGAAGCAGCUCCGUGUCUUGCUCAAGCAGAUCAUAGUUGUGGCUGCAUUAUACUGGUCCUCUAUGAAGAACGCACUGCAGGGCCAACGCGUCGUAUCAGUGACGGUUGACACGCUGCAGGCGCACUAUGAUGGAAUCGACAAGUCGGCAGCAAAGACCAUAUCUGAUGCAACGCGCUUUCUCAAGAAUCAGGAGUCAUGGAGUUUCUGGAUUUGCCUCAAUUCCCGUUGUGAUGGCAAGAAGUUCUCGGACACUAGUUCGCUCUGGCAACACACGUGCAGCAAGCACCGAGAUGAGCUCUGGGGGAAGCUGCAGUCACUUAUAGAUCCAGAAUAUUAUGAGAAUUCAUCACAGGAUGAUCACUCGUUGGUUGGGAUAACUCUCAGCCGCCAGUCUGACACCUUCCUUUUACCAAGGGUGCAGGAUAUGUUUGAAUCCUUGCUGCUUUCACCAUCUGUUGGAAUACAGGCAGAGCCCUUCGCUGAAAUGCGACAAAGGAAAUGCAGAGAAGGAUCUGAGAUCCUUGGGAGCAUCAGGGAGAAGCUGAGGAUGUUGCCUAAAGAUACACUUAGCACUGAGUUUCAGGAGUGCUGUUCUGGAAUAGACAAAUUGUGGCUAAAGUUUCUUCAAGUUACUGUUGUGGAUUAUCGUGAAAUCAUUCUUCCCCUUGCGAGAUCAUACCAAUGGAUAGAAUUGAAGAAACGGAUUCCUUUUUAUCUAAAUCAUCCUGGUACUAGGCGUAUUGGAUUUGCUGAUGCCAAUAUUGAUAUUAUAUGCGGAACUUCUGGCCAAUCUGUCAAGGAAAUGGCAAGCACCUCCAGUUCUCAACAAAGCCUUACUGUUUCCAACAAGAACAAUGCUGAUAAAGAAUUGUCUAUCUUGAGUGUAAUCAUACAGUCAUUGUGCAAUCUGAGGCAUUUCAGAGAUAAACUUCUGAUGGGGCCACUUGUAUGGAUCCCGUCAGCUGAUAAUCCCUGCAUUGCACAGCAACUUUAUGAAAUCUUCUCUUCUUGGGAGAAAAAUGACCACCACUUAACCGAUGUUGUACUGACUUACAUGAAGACUCUUCUCUGCAGAGUUGUAGAUUGCAGCACUUUUUAUGAAAAGGUUGGGAAAACUUUUGCUUCUGAGAUUGUGGCCACAAUUCUCAUUGAAUUGCAUAUGUCAGAAACUUGUUCGCGUUUUAGAGAAAACAAGGAGACCGAGAGACAUGUAGUGAACCGAAUCACAUGCGGAGAUUGCAUAUGCCCAACACAUUAUCUUUUUGGGAUCAAAUUUGAUGCCCAAAUCAGCUGUAGCUGUGCGAAGUCUUCCGGUGAAUACCUGUAUACCACACUUUUCCAUAAACUUGAUGCCGGUUCACCUCAAACAGCAAAGAUCAAGUCCUUUGCAGAGCUUCCGGUCCUAUUGGAUGAACAGUUUCGCGAGGACAACAAAUGCGACCAUUGUGGAAGUCUGCAGAAUAUUGAUCUCUUUCUUUCAAACACACCACACUUCUUUACAAUAGUUUUGAACUGGCUGGGUGGCAGUGAAAGCCAGGACGCACUAUCUGAAGUUCUGGCUGGCAUCACGUCUCCCCUUGACAUUGAGUUCUUUUGCAGAAUUGCUCAUCCUGCAGCUAUGUAUGCUGUCACCUCCAUGGUACGUGCACAGCAAACUAUUCUAUUUUCCUAAAUUGAAUUGUCAAUGGAGCUGAACAAAUACUUUUAUCAUUUGAUUCUCAUGUUAAGGUAAUCCUGAAAUGAGAAAAAGCAAUGAGCUAUUUGUAUUGGUUGACAUUCAUGACCUUUUAUAAGUUGUGUUGCUAAUUAUUUACUGUUCCUUGACUGCUACCGGAGGCCAAGUUGGUAUUGUUCUAAGACUGAAGCAAGGUUCUUAUUUUGUGGAACUAAACGGAUCAUGGUUAAAUGGCGUUGUCACCUGGUUCAAAUUGCCUAGGUUACAUUGACAAGGCAUUUUGCUGCUGUUUCUAAAGAAGUGGAUAGAAGGUUUAAACUAUGAUACAUCAUAUCUGAGUUGGUUCGUACUUGGAGUUGGAGAGAUAUUUGCAAGUUUUUGAAUGGUCCUAUCUGUGGCAUAUUUUUUCCUGCCUACUUCACUUAUAUCAAGAUAUUUAGAAGACUCGACAGAAGAAUUUCAGCAGGAAUCAAUAGCUUGUGUGAUCCUUAUGUCGCUGAGUUCUUUUUAUAAACGUUCCAUUGAUUGAACGGUUGAAGAAGUAUCAUAUGUAGAUCUGCUAUGCUGAUGACCGCUACGUCUGCUUUGCUCGCGACGGGGACAAGUGGGUCAUAUAUGGCUUCGAGACUGUCGAGAGAGAAGAUAGUUGGGAGCAUUUGCUAGAACGUUUCAAGGACUGCAAGCUCCAGCCUGAAGUUCUAUUUUUCGAGGUCAUCAAGUAGACUGUUGUUUAGCUCCUUUGCAGAAUGCAAACCUCUGUCUGACGAUUAGAACCCAACUCUGGACCCAGUUUAUUUUUGGUUUCAUUGCCACCAUUUUGAUGCUGUUUGGCUUGGUCACUCUGGCAUCGAAUACAGAUAAAUUCUUCAGGGAUGGUAUAAAUU
Messenger RNA from Triticum dicoccoides, 3240 nucleotides. RefSeq lists its product as uncharacterized. The transcript is spliced from 10 exons. The record is from RefSeq and is a predicted model, not a curated record. NCBI's taxonomy places the organism in Eukaryota, Viridiplantae, Streptophyta, Magnoliopsida, Poales, Poaceae. Bases 227 to 2353 code for a protein of 708 amino acids.